AUGGCGACAGAUAGCCUAUUAAGUGUCGACAUUGCAAAUCUCAAGGCGGACAUUCUCGCGCCGUUGGAGUCGGGCCACGAACAGCCAGAUUCAGAACAGGACCUUUACACAAGCGUCCAGCUCGCCGCCGUGGACGAAGCCGACCUUCACCCUCCUCUUCCUGACACCGGAUCUGUCUCCGUCCCCCAACUCCCCAGCACCGUCCCUGAAUCUCAAGUGAAUCUCACCGAUGCCGAAAGCCAACUCCAAUUCCUCCCGCCUGCGUUCGCGCCGAACAAAGCAGUUGCCACCGCACAGAAGAUGACCAGCCAAGGAAGCGAUGCUCCGACCCAGGAACUAUCUCCUUCGCACUAUGAGCACCUUCUCAACCGCAGUAGGAGUGCUGGACAACGGCAGGGCGAAGGCGACGGUUUCGACUUCGCCCAAGACUUUUUGGAAGAGACUGGAGUCACAUUUCAUGAGGGCGAUGAAGGCCACAUUGAUUUGAUAUCGAGUCUGGUUUCGCAGAAGGGACCAGCCAGUGAUGGAGAAGAUGAAGAGGUGGAGGGUGACCUCUUCCCUACCAAGUCGCCACGCGCUUUUACUCAAUUUCCAGAAUCCCAGCGAUUCAAGACACCGGCCACUGCUGGGAGAAAGAGAAGAUACAAUGGCGAUGUCAUUGACAGCCCCGAGCUGCCUCGCAAUCCUCUAUUGCGAGCUGGCGAGGAUCAUGCUCAUGCUCAUGCUCAUGUCAUGGGCCUCAGCCAGGCCUUUGCUGCAACUCAGGCGAACACUUCGCCCUUUGUCGGCGGUGCCAAUGGAGAUCUGCACUCCGAUCGUCCGUCGCCGAAUAUCGAGCUACAGCCCCGUCCUGUGACGGCUACCACUUCGUCACCGUUACGGCCCAUUUCCGACUUUAAGCGAGCCUCGACGGAACCGGCCUCGCGAUAUGUCUCUGUGCAGCAGUCCCAGGCCCUGCGAGAGCAGGCUAGGCGAAGGCAGCUGGAAAUUCUCAACCACGAUGAAGAUUCUGAUCACGAUAGCUUCGACGACGAUGGGGAUAGUUACCUUGACAGAGAAUGGAGACGGCGGGAACGCGAUCGAAAGAUACAGGCGCAUCUUUCGUCAAUAUCAAAGCAAUCUACGCGAAGUAUUUCGGCGUCCAGGUCGUCUCCCAUUCCUGGACUGACUCGAAGUUCUCCGGAGAGACCUCUGCCCAUGGACCGACCUAGAACGCAACCCGAUUCAAGCCCAACUAGGCGUGAUCGACACCUGUCGAGCAAUGAAAGCGAGGAAGAAACGGAACAGGAAGAUAACACCUCCGUCGUCGUGACGCGUUCGAGUCAGCCGAUAGUGCUGCUCGACGAAGAGGAUAAGGAGAAUUUCUCCGAUCGAGCAAGCCAAAUACCUGAGACCACGGCGAGACUGCACCGGGUUAUGAACGACAUACCUACUCAUGAAGUAGAAAGCCCCUUACUCAGGCAUAGCCACGGGCCUCACAGCCGACCUGUAGCUUUCAGCAGUUCACAGAUGUUUGCAGUAGCCGAUUCGCAGCCUGAGCGGCCCCUGAAGCGACGUCGGACGACCACUCACGUUCCCAGAUCUUCUACCCCUGAUGGGAUGCUUGAUUUUGUUCCACAAUCUCCCACAUCAUCACCCGCAGAACAAGUCACCACAAAUCAAAGGGAUUCGGCCUCCGCCAUAACGGUUGGCAUCUUGAGUGCGGUAGUGGAUGAGCAUCUCCCAGCCAGUGAGCCACCAACAGACACUAUAGCUGACCUCCCUGGAUUGAGCUCGAAUACCCAGACGCGCCAACCACCAACUAGCACAAUUCCUGAGACUAGUUCUAACGGACAAGUAGUUCAAUCUGGAAGAGGGGCCGACGCAAAACCACAGAUAGGGAAUGCUGAGAGUCAUGACGCGUUUGAUACCGCGCAGACUCACAAUCAAGCCUCUACAGCGACCCUUGAACAACCUGUCGGAAUCGAAUUAAGCAGUCCUCCUAUUGUCACUUCGCCGCCAGGGCGUCGGCGGAAACGCAUGGCGGAAAUCGCUGCAGAACCAUCGCCCGUCGGAUCACCGGGCAGCUUCAACGCAGCUGAAGCUCUAGAGCUGGAUGCAGACUUCCAGAAUCCCAAUCGUUCGAGUCUUUCUCCGCCGCUGAACACUGGAAAUAUAUCCGAGGGCGCAGACCUACCUGGCAGCCGUCAUUCUGGUAUUAGACAGUGGGAAGAGAAUGACGACGAACCUGAAUUGAACGAAGCUUCUAGCGCGCCAAAGGACCAGGCCGCUUUGGGAAAUCUUGAGCUAAACCCAGAUAUCUUGGAGGAGCCCGUGCAAGGCGUGCCACCCCCUAUAACAUAUUCGUGGGAAGAAGGGAGGUCAGCUACCAAGACAUUGAAUGCUCCCAGUAAGGGGCUUCAGACCGCGAGUUCGAGGGCUCGGGCAUCGCAAUGGGACCUUCCGCCCUCACCACCACAAAAUCCCAUUCCUUUGAGCAGACCCUCGCCAAGUGUAAAGCGGAAGGCAAGAAGAGAUGAAUCUUCGACGGGGAUGCCUAGGGUGUUAAACAAGAAGCCCGAACGAGCGAAGAGCGCUGUAUUUCGGCCUGCUUUGCCCGAGAUUACCGAACAUGGCCAGGACAGUUCCGAUCCUAUCAUCUUGGAUGACGUUCCAGAUUUCAGUGCUGCCACAACGCCACUAUCCGACAACGAUGCGGAAAAUGGCACCAACGAACCAAAUAUUGCGCCAAAUAUGGUGUUUGCGUGCUUUAAUGGAAAAACCCGUGCCUAUCACCCUGCCAUUUGUCUUGGACGUUCGAAAUCUGAUACAGGCCGAUUUCUGAUCCAGUGGGAAGGAUUCGACCCAGACGAGCUCGAUGAGUAUGGUGUGCGGAGUUUGGACCUGCGCGUGGGGGACCAAGUUAAAGUAGAUAUCAAAGGGUUUCCCAGGGUUUCUCACGUCAUUCGAGGCUUCCAAGACAAGAUUGAGCAAGGGAACGCCUUGGCUGACCACGCCGUGCUCACUGAUAUCCGUGGGUACCGGACAGUUCUGGUAGCUCCAAAGCAACGAAAAGACCUGCUUUCCGAAGCGUCGGCUGAGAACGUGAAGAAGGUGCCCAUCUCUACAGUAUAUCUAGACAGCCAAAUGUGGGGACAGAUGAAAGACCGAACAUACGAGUACAAGCCGCCUUCAAUUCCCGCUGUGCUUCCUGGCAUCGCCACCCCCUUGGACCGGCCAUCUACGCCAAGCACACCUUCAUCACGGACUCGUCGAGGCAUAGCUGCAACAGGACCCCCAGCUGUACACAUUGACCUAGCAAACGGCCUACUUGAGAAGAUGGCAUUCGCAGUUUCAUACGAAGACAGCGACCGUCGGCGAUAUCUCGUGGACCUGGUGCAGGACCACGGUGGGAUCAUCCUACAGGAGUCUUUUCUCGACCUCUUUGAGCCGGACUCGAUACAGCUAAAAGAGGAAUUCUCUGGCUUUUCGUUCGCUGCACUGCUCACUGACCGUCACUCCCGAAAAGAGAAAUAUCUUCAAGCUUUAGCGCUGGGGCUUCCUUGCAUCAGCGGGAGAUGGAUCGAAGUUUCCGUCGAAUCCCAUAAAAUUGUCGAUUGGACGAAUUACCUCCUCCCGGCUGGAGAAAGCACGGAGCUCGAGGGCGCCACAAAGUCGCGCAUUCUUCCAUUCUCGGCAAGUGCAGAGGGUUUGAGAGUCCAAGACAUUGUUAGCUUGAGACCGAAGAUUCUCAGUGAUUGCCAAGCCAUCGUCGUGAUGGGCAAAGGCAAGACUGAGGCCAAACGGCGACCAUAUCUCUCACUCGUACGCGCCCUGGACCCGGUCAAAGUUGAGCUGGAACCUGACCUGGUGGCUGUGAAGGCAGGGCUGGAGGCUGCCUCGGACGACUCCGGGACAAUGAGGUACAUCUUUGUAGAUGAUCGAGAGGUCGAAACCGCGAAGGCUACACUCUUUCCAACAGCAUCGAAGCGAAGGGGUGGCCGUCCCAAGCACGGCCGGAGGCGAGGCAAGCGAAAACACGAGGGCGUGCGAACGCACGACGACGGAGACGACAAUCCAGAGACGGACCACGGUGGUACCGCCAUCAAAGUGAUGUGCAACGAGGAUAUUGUGCAGAGUCUAAUUUUGGGCAAGUUGUGGAUUGGAUGA
Messenger RNA from Fonsecaea erecta, 4149 nucleotides. RefSeq lists its product as hypothetical. The record is from RefSeq and is a predicted model, not a curated record. Gene Ontology annotation, molecular function: histone binding. NCBI's taxonomy places the organism in Eukaryota, Fungi, Ascomycota, Eurotiomycetes, Chaetothyriales, Herpotrichiellaceae. Gene Ontology annotation, biological process: DNA damage checkpoint signaling; positive regulation of transcription by RNA polymerase II. Bases 1 to 4149 code for a protein of 1382 amino acids. Gene Ontology annotation, cellular component: nucleus. The transcript is spliced from 2 exons.